Culicoides brevitarsis is the source of this 3757-nucleotide messenger RNA. It is a transcript of the gene fz2, whose product is annotated as frizzled-2. NCBI's taxonomy places the organism in Eukaryota, Metazoa, Arthropoda, Insecta, Diptera, Ceratopogonidae. Gene Ontology annotation, cellular component: plasma membrane. The coding region runs from base 1211 to 3178 and encodes 655 amino acids. Gene Ontology annotation, molecular function: Wnt-protein binding; Wnt receptor activity. Gene Ontology annotation, biological process: canonical Wnt signaling pathway; non-canonical Wnt signaling pathway. The record is from RefSeq and is a predicted model, not a curated record. The transcript has 4 exons.
GCGAUUAAUUGAUAAGUGUACGGAUUUUGGUAGAGUUCAGUGCUACGAUGAGCUCCUAAAUUGCAAAACGCAUUCCAAAUCGAGACUCUGACGUGAGAAGACCUGCGAUUUGAUCGAGUUCACGCCAAGUGUGCACGCAAAACGCGAUAAUUCGGCAAAAUAUUCCGGAAUUUUUUUUCGGACAUUUUUCUACGAGAAUUCUUUGUGCACGCAGAUGAAGGAGCGACUGUGGAAAAAAAAUGUAGAAAACGAAAAUAAAAGUGGAAAUAAUCGAAUUAGGCAAAUUUCAAUAAAAUUUACAUCGUCAAGUAGUGCUAAUGGUUAAUUGGUGAAAAAGAAAGGAAAAAUUGAAUUAUUACAAGAAAAGAAGCGAAAAAAAUAGAUGCCAGACACAAGUAAAAAAAGAAGUAUUUACAAAGUUUAUACACACGCCCGUGUACAAAACUAGAGAAUUGUUUCUAAGAAAUUGUGUGUCUCUGGCGCAUACACAAACAAAUAAUAAAAUAAAAAAAAAGUGUACCUACGAAAAUCUUCGAAGCAACAACAUUUAUGAAUAAAAGUAAUAAUAAAAAAUAUACACUUGUAAUUGGAAGCCAAAGUUUGUUUAUAUAUAAAAAUAUAUAUAAUAAAAAAAAGUAAUCCAAGAAGAAGAAAAAAAUAAAGAAAUAAAGUUUUAAUAAGGAGAGAAGAAAAAAAAAACGCAAACAAGAAAUAAAUAUAUAAAGAAACGACUUUAUUGAUAAUACAGCAAAAGUGUGUAAUAUAAAAUAAAAUAAUAAGUAAAAAAUGUGCAAUAUGUGUGUUUGUGUACUGUUGUAAAUUAUUUAAUAUGUUUACUAACUGCGAGAAGUGAAUAAUAAUCGUAAAAUACAAGAAAGAUGUAGUGAUUGCCAGUUAUUUCGGAUCAAAUGCAAUAAAAUUAAUAAUAAUAGCGUCGUCAACGAUUUUUAUUGGGCUAUAGAAGAAAAGCAAAAUUAUUCUAUCGCAAAAAAUCCACACAAUUUAUCAUUGUGCCAGGAAAGAACAAAGCAACAAAAAAUUGCCAGUCAGUCAUAUCUUCGUAUUCGUAGCUGACAAGAAGAAGAAGAAGAAAAUACACAAAAAAGAAGAAAACCGAUAAACUCCUCAUCCGCCUUUUUCUCGUAACUCGGAAAAAGUAGAGGAAAAGAAUUUUUAUCACAUAGAUUUAAGGACAAUUUAUGCAAUAAACAUGAUUUUAAGAAUUUUAUCAGUAGUGACAAUCGUCUUGCUUGUCAGUUGUCAGGCAACAUGGGCCGACAGCAGCGGAAGUUACUAUUCGGGCGAUCCCUCAUAUCACAUGACGUCGGGCAAAAAUCCGCGAUGCGAAGAAAUCACAAUCCCAAUGUGUCGCGGCAUCGGUUACAACUUGACUUCGUACCCGAAUGAAUUUUCGCACGAUUCGCAAGACGAAGCUGGCAUGGAAGUGCAUCAAUUUUGGCCCUUGGUCGAGAUCAAAUGUUCUGCCGACUUGAAAUUCUUCCUGUGUUCGAUGUACACGCCCAUCUGCCUGGAAGAAUAUCACAAACCGGUGCCAGCGUGUCGUGGGGUUUGUGAAAGAGCACGCGACGGAUGUGCUCCCAUCAUGGAGCAGUACAACUUUAAUUGGCCCGAACGCUUUAAUUGCGACAAUUUGCCGCUGCCCAACAAUCCGGACUACUUGUGCAUGGAGAAACCGAGUCACUUGGAUGACGAUGAGUCGCCCGCAACGACGCCAUCGUCGUCAGCGACGGCAACGCGCUCCCCCAAGAAGGCCAAAUGCACAAAGAAGAACCAAAAAAACUGUGUAGGCAACCCGGUGGAAACAAGUGCAAAAGAGUGCGAUUGUCACUGCAGGAAUCCACUAAUUCCACUGGGUCCGAAGGAUCAUUGGUACAACACAAGUGUCGCCAUCAUAAGAAACACCAUGCAAGACGUAAAAAAUUGCAAGUUGCCGUGCAAGAGCCCGUUCUUCACGCCGGAGGAGCAGGAGUUCGCGGGACUGUGGAUCGCUCUGUGGUCAGGCCUUUGCGUCAUAAGCACUCUAAUGACACUCACCACAUUCCUCAUCGACACCGAAAGAUUCAAGUAUCCUGAGAGACCGAUUGUCUUUCUCAGUAUGUGCUAUUUCAUGGUAGCAACGGGAUAUUUGAUGCGAAUCUUUAUCGGACACGAACAUAUCGCAUGCGAUGGAACCGGAGUAAAUGCUGCCAUCAAAUAUUCAUCCGUCGGGCGAAAUCCAUGCACUUUGGUAUUCUUACUGAUUUACUUCUUUGGCAUGAGUUCGUCGAUUUGGUGGGUAGUUUUGGCAUUUACUUGGUUCUUGGCUGCUGGACUCAAAUGGGGAAACGAAGCAAUCGCUAAACAUAGCACAUAUUUCCAUUUAGCUGCAUGGUUGAUUCCGACAAUCCAAUCUGUCUUGGUUUUGCUCAAACCAGGCGUAGAUGGCGAUCCUGUUGCUGGAAUUUGUUACGUUGGCAACACAUCGAUGGAAAAUUUAAAGAAUUUCGUUUUGGUGCCGCUUUUUAUUUGUCUCGUAAUUGGCACAACUUUCCUCAUGGCUGGUUUCGUGUCACUUUUCCGCAUUCGUUCGGUAAUUAAGCAACAAGGAGGCAUCGGCGCCGGUUCAAAAGCGGAUAAAUUGGAGAAACUCAUGAUUCGCAUUGGGAUUUUCUCCGUUUUGUAUACCGUGCCGGCAGUGAUGAUUAUCGGAUGUCACUUGUACGAAGUUGCAUAUCACGAGGAAUGGAUGUCGAGCAUUGCGUGCCCGUGCGCGACGAAAAAUGGCAUGAAAUCGAUGCCGUUGUACUCGGUUCUCAUGCUGAAGUACUUCAUGGCACUCGCAGUGGGCAUUACGUCGGGUGUUUGGAUCUGGAGCGGCAAAACGCUCGACUCGUGGAAGCGAUUCUGGAAGAGAUGCUUCGGCGGCGGCAGUAAUUCGUCGCAUCAACAACACCAUAUCCAGACAAAUGAGGCACUUUUGAAGGCAAAUCGUGCCCCGUUGCCUCAACCGUAUGCCGGAUCGACAGUUUCGCAUCAUCCGCAACAAGCAUCGACCGCAGCUACCUCACUACUUGCAACGCCAUACGGACAAACGCUCGGAAGUGUCGCGUCAAAUUCGCACCAUCAUUUGCAUCAUCACGUGCUCACGAAGCAAGCGACGAAUUUGAGUCACGUAUGACAUGAAGCCUCAAUUCCGUCGGGAUCCGUGGUUGAUCAUGCCGUUGUCGUCACAUCGACGGGACAAGCCUUGAGCGACUACGGACCCAUCUAAGUGGUGAGAUUAAUCAACUUUUUUACCCCUUUUUCUACUCUAAAUAUUUAAUAAUUACAUUUUAUUAUUAUUAAUUAACGAAGACAGCUACGAAAAUUAAAAUUAAUUACAUUUUAUUCCUAACUAAAAAUUCACGGCUGCUAACAAAUUUUAACCUAAGCAUUUCGAAAAGUCAACAAAAAGACUUUUUGCAUUUUUUUGUAAUUUAUACAAAAAUUUUAGAGCAAUUUUAAACAUGAAUUAAACUUUUUUAUUUAGACGCGAUCUGCCAAAUUUUUUAAAAAAUCAAUCGACUCCCGAAACAAAGUCUAGUCAAAACAUAAAAAAUUGACUGUUUCGGGACUCAACUUGCCUGUAUCGAAAAAAAAUUAGAAAUAACCAAAUAAAGAUACAUUUUAAUCAAUUUUGAGGCAGAGCUCUCUCAUCUAGUCCAACACACAAAAAAAAAGUAACAAAAUAUUUUAUGAUAUAAUUAUUUUAUUAUUA